Molecule: messenger RNA, 600 nt
Organism: Canariomyces notabilis
Lineage: Eukaryota; Fungi; Ascomycota; Sordariomycetes; Sordariales; Chaetomiaceae
Exons: 1
Coding region: 70-549 (159 amino acids)
Source: RefSeq, a predicted model, not a curated record
CUGACCCGGACCAACUCUACCCGUAUCCAACCCGCAAAUGCAUUGCCAGAAGACAUAACCACAUACAAAAUGACAGUCAGCUCCUCCCACGAGACCGAAAAUGAAAAUGAUAACCUCCUCCAACGCUGCUGGCGGCAACAGUCCUGUCCCAAUUGUCUCGACACAUCCCGCUGCAGCUGGUGUCCCUUUGUAUGUAUGCCCCCUCCCCCUAUCUUCUCAGCACUGCCCACUCCUCUUUGGUCCCUCAACUCCCAACCUGAUACCCAAACCCAAUCUAAUACAAUUUACUUACCAACCCCCCAAAACGGCACAUUCAAACCCAACAAAGACACAGUCCUGCACCCCAAACACAUAUCCCUUCCCACUCCUCGCGCCGGCACACGACGAGCACAUCUGCCCGCUGUGGAGCGAGCGCUGGGAGCUGCGCACCCGGCCCUUUGGGUGCGCCGUGUCAACCGUGACGAGUCUGAGUGUGCUUGUCGCUGUUGUCUCGACAUUACUGCUUGUGGGCCUCAUAUUGGGCGGUGUGACACUCUCUCGGUGGGGUAGGAGGCGCCUGCGGGACAGGGGCUGGUGGUGGGAGCGGACGUGGUGGUGGUG